Messenger RNA from Acanthosepion pharaonis, 453 nucleotides. Lineage: Eukaryota; Metazoa; Mollusca; Cephalopoda; Sepiida; Sepiidae. The record is from the annotation of a GenBank genome assembly.
AUGUUGCAUUCUUAUCAAAAGCUGGCCAUAGGCGCCAAAUCGAUUCUAUGUUGCAUUCUUAUCAAAGCUGUCCGUGGCCAAAUCGAUUCUAUGUUGCAUUCUUAUCAAGAAGCUGGCAAUGGGCAACUUAAUCGAUUCUAUGAUGCAUUCUUAUCAAAAGCUGGGCAUGGGCGCCGUCGAUCUAUGAUGCAUUCUUAUCAAAAAGCUGGCCAUAGGCGCCAAAUCGAUUCUAUGUUGCAUUCUUAUCAGAAGCUGGCCAUUGGCGCCAAAUCGAUUCUAUGUUGCAUUCUUAUCAAGAAGCUGGCCAUUGGCGACAAAUCGAGUCUAUGUUGCAUUCUUAUCAAGAAGCUGGCCAUAGGCGCCAAAUCGAUUCUAUGUUGCAUUCUUAUCAAGAAGCUGGCCGUUGGCCCCAAAUCAUUCUAUGUUGCAUUCUUAUCAAGAAGCUGGCCAUAG